AUUCAGUCUGAACAGAACCUUCGUCAGACGCGGGCAGCUCUUUCGCAACUUGCUGAGAUAGCGGCGAAGUACGACACAGACGGUGUGGAUGUGUAUUUCCUCAACUCCUCGCAAUCUGGCAGUGGCUUAAAGAAAAAAGCAGACGUCAAGCGACUUUUCGAUGGCGUAGUGCCUUUUGGUGUUACUCCCAUUGGGGAGAAACUCGAGGAACUGCUACUACGCUACCUUUCCCAUCUUGAAAGGGCGAAGGACCAGUACGAAAUGGGCGACGUGCAUGCCUUGGACAGCAUCAAACCCAUCAACUACAUCAUACUGACGGACGGGGCACCGACCGACGAUCCAGAAGCUGUCAUCGUGUCAGCUGCUCGGCGCCUAGACGCAAGGCACUUCCCGUUGACGCAGAUUGGUGUGCAAUUCGUACAAAUCGGAGAUCAUCCUGAAGCGGCUGCGUUUCUGCAAGAACUUGAUGAUGACCUUCAAAGAAACCAUACUAUCCGGGAUAUGGUCGAUACGACUCCGUAUGCGGGGCAACUAAACGUGGAGACCCUGACGAAGAUACUGCUAGGGGGCAUAAAUAGGCGUGUGGAUCGAAGAGGCGGCGGCAGUGUUCUAUACUGA
Messenger RNA from Punctularia strigosozonata HHB-11173 SS5, 618 nucleotides. RefSeq lists its product as uncharacterized. The record is from RefSeq and is a predicted model, not a curated record. Lineage: Eukaryota; Fungi; Basidiomycota; Agaricomycetes; Corticiales; Punctulariaceae. The annotation marks the transcript as partial. The transcript is spliced from 5 exons.